AUGCGUGGUUUUCUUUUGUUUAUUUUACUUGUUUAUCAAAUAAUAGCUCAAAAUGCGACUAACGAAACAGGUUCGAAUUGGAAUGAGACAACCCUAGAAGAAAAUCUAUUAGAAUUAACAACACCAUCUCCUAUCAAUUCGAAUGCUAUUCCUGUUCCCGAAAUCGAUAUCUCAACAUCUGUCACCUAUGUCUUGCACGAAAUAUUUCGUAUGUACAAUCCGUUUUGUUGGCGCCAUUCGUAUAUGCGGGGUAUCGGUCGUCUGCCGAAUACAUGUUCCGAUGAUGCACCUGAACAAGAUGGUUCUCUUUGUUAUCCAUUAUGUCGCACUGGUUUUAAUGGCGUCGGUCCUAUUUGUUGGGAAAAAUGUGAAAAUAUCACAUCAUUUGGUUUUGCUUGUAUCGACAUUCGUUUAUCCAAUCGUUCAUGUCCAUGGUAUGAUAAAUGUGGCAUAGUUAAAAGUUCAUGUGUAUCAUGUCCUGAAAAGUACAUAAAGCUCGGUUGUGUAUGUGGACGAUUUUAUUUACGAAAUAAAUAUGGUCGAGGUAUUGGUUCAGCGUUAAAAUGUUCGAAAGACGAUGAAAGUUUUGGACCUCUUUGCUAUGAACAAUGUUAUGGAGAGUUUUACGGCGUUGGUCCUAUUUGUUGGCAGCAUUGCCCAUCGACUCAUCCAUAUUCAUGCGUUGCUGGCUGUUCAAUAACCAAAGCACUUUGCCACAGUCAAGUUAUAGAAAUGGUUCGAUCGGUGGUCGGAGCUGCGCUAUCCAUACUUAAUAAUGUUGUUGGCAUCCCAUUUAUUACAUUGAAAACAUUAGAAAUUGUUUCCAAAGCAACUAAAUAUGAAUGGGGAUCGGUUGCAAAGGAUUUUUCAAUCAUAUCUUUACAACUCUCUGAAAAACUUGUGCCAGAAUUCGUUCAGAGAUUUCUCCAUUGGAAAUUAGAUAAGGUCGAAUCAGCUACGAAAAAUGCAAGUUUAAUUUUAACAGUCACAGCGAUGCAAGAUAAAAAUAUUUUAUUACCAUUCUUAAGAUUUUUUAAUUUCGAUUCAGUCUAUAAAGCAUUUAAUCAUGGAAAUUGCGAACUAUCGAAUGAUAAUUUUGAUUAUGAUGAAUAA
Molecule: messenger RNA, 1113 nt
Organism: Rotaria socialis
Lineage: Eukaryota; Metazoa; Rotifera; Eurotatoria; Philodinida; Philodinidae
Source: the annotation of a GenBank genome assembly